AUGGGUCUCGCUGCACUUCUCUUGGCUGUUUGUGUGCUGUAUUCAUGGCAAACAGGGUCCAGUGCUGUGACAACUGUGUUUGUGCAGAAAGGGAAGGAUUUACAUCUGGAUGUUAACAAACCUGUUGAUAUACCAGAAUUUGGUGAAUUUAGGUGGAAAGUCAAUGAUACUCUCAGCAUAGUGAGAUUAUCUCCUGAUAACAAAACAAGAAUAGUUGACCCUUAUAAAGGAAGGGUUGAGUUUUCUGUACAAAAUCACUCUUUGCUUUUGAAGAAUGUGCAACACAGUGACAGUGGAGAUUACACUGCACUCAUAACUGAGGACAAAAUCCAACUUCUAAUUGAAUACAAGGUCAUAAUUCAAGAUCCAGUGUCUCCAGUUAAUCUGUCAGUGAACUCUGUGUCUAACAGCAGAGAGUCCUGUAACCUCACUGUGACCUGCAGUACAGAGGACGCUCUCAUCAACACUUUUACAUGUGACAACCAAACCUGCCAUAAGGAGGGAGGAGAGCAGUCAGAGGUCACAACUUUUGGUUCUUCUCUCCAUGUCUACCUGUUCAAUGACUCUAUCAUCUGUAACCAUAGCAACCAGGUUAGCUGGACCAGCGACAUGAAGGAGAUUCGGUCUCUCUGCUCUCUAAAUGCUGAUGAGACUGAAAGAACAGGUACUAAUCUGCUGAUAAAAGAAACAACGGCAGAGAUAGGAGACACGUCUACGGAUAUCAGUCUCAACCAACGUCUGAAUGAGAAUGUCACAGAAGAUGCUUCAGGUCCUUCUCCAACCACCUCCGGUUCGGUACCUGCACAAUAUGAGAAUAUAAACACCCCCGAGCCAGAGACUGUUCCUCUAGUCACUGAAGAUCCAAAGUCCGACCAUCAACUUGAACUGAAAAACACAGAUGAUGAUGAUGAUGAUGAUGAUGAUUCAGUCCAUUCACAGGAAUGA
This is a messenger RNA of Scomber japonicus (chub mackerel), 945 nucleotides long. RefSeq lists its product as uncharacterized. Lineage: Eukaryota; Metazoa; Chordata; Actinopteri; Scombriformes; Scombridae. The record is from RefSeq and is a predicted model, not a curated record. Bases 1 to 945 code for a protein of 314 amino acids. The transcript is spliced from 7 exons.